AUUUGUAGAAUGAGCUGACAGCACCACACCAGAUAAUUCAGUAACAGUAGAUAAAGAAUUACAACAGAUAAGAGAGAUAAGAGCUGAUAAGGGGCGACAAUGAUAGAGCUGCUGUUCCUCCUCACGAUAUUGCUGCUACAAGUCCAAGGAACGACAUGGCCUACUACAAAGUUAAUACAUCCACCGAGUGGUAUCCUUAUAGAAGGAGCUGGAAGGGCAACAAACAUUACAUUUGAUGUUUCCGGCGUACCCUUCCCAGAAGAGAGAAAAUGGUACAAAGAUGGUGCCGAGAUUACAACAUUUAAUAAUAUGAAUGUUGACGAAUCAGGCGGCAAUCUCAUAUCUUUAAAAUUUAACGCUCUCUCGAAAGUCAAUGAAGGGGUCUAUUACUUCGUUGUCAGAGAGUCUAAGAAUACUCUAGAAGCUAGUAAAAGUUUGGAAGUUAGGCUAAAAGUAUCAUUUUUAGACGAUUUUCAAGACAGUGCUGAAACACAGACAAAGACUGCUCAGGUCGGAGAGUUUGCUCGUCUUGAGUGUAGAGCACCUGCACACUUUGGAGCCUACCCUAAAUUCUCAUGGAGCAAGGGAGCCGAGAAGAUAGUUGAAUCAGACAGUAUAUACGUGUCAGAGUACGGUGAUCUCAUUAUCAUGCAGGUAGCAUUUGAACAGUACAGCUCUGACUACAGAUGUACUAUCAAGAUAGACAGCCUAAUGGAGGGAGAGCAGGAAAAACAAGGUCCUGCUGUGUCACUUAUAGUAACCGGUAACGCUGCCUCCUACGUUCCUCCUAAUAUAGCUCUACAGCCAAUCGACCUUAAAAUCGACGCUCAGGUUAAAGAGACGUUCCGAGUGGAAUGUGCCGUUAACGGUUACCCCACCCUACCCAGUAUCAGGUGGUAUAAAGACAGUGUCCAGAUUGGCUCCAGUGGUAUUAUAUACGAUCUGCAGAACAGAAACUUUCUCAAGAUUUCCAUUCCCCGAAGUGGCGGCAGUGUAGGUGGAACAUACCGAUGUGAGGCUAACGACGGUACUAAACAGAUCUACGCUAGUGCUGAGAUCGAGAUACAGACCAAACCUAUUAUAACCACUGGGUUACCUACGGCGGAGGUCAAGAAAUCAUCUGGCUCGACCAUGGACCUGUCCUGUGAAGCUACCUCCACUCCAACUCCACAGUACAAGUGGUACAAGAACGCCAACCUGCUCACAAAUGAUAAUUUGAAUCACGCGAUAAACGGCGGCAACCUUUCUAUCUCUAACAUCAACUCUCUGAACAGGGGUGUUUAUCAGUGUGAGGCUUUCAACGAUAUUGGAAGUACGAUCUCUACUGGAAUGAUAAGAGUACAAGAGAGACUGACUUUUGUAAUCAGACCAAAAGAUGUGGAAGCAUUCCUCGGAACAGCGGCCACUUUCAACUGCCAAGGCAAAGGAGACCCUAAACCUACCAGUCUCAGAUGGGAGUUUAACGGGGGCACCCCUCCUGCUACUCACGACUAUACCAACAACCUGGUGAACCAAGCCACCUACAAGAUCCCCAAAGUGACGAGCUCAGAAAGGGACGGCAGGGUCAGCUGCAUCAUCUCGUCCCCUACCAACCUCUAUCCAGAGGACACUGCCACUGCUAUUGUUACCAUUAGAGAGGGCCCACAAGUUAAGGCCACACAAAAGAACAUCACCGCCAACGAGGGAGAACAGAGAGACUUGACGUGCAUGGUGGAGAAUGUGGGAAACAGUGUCAAUUGGAAGUGGCUCUUCAAGGACACUCUUAUUACUCAGGACGAUGAUAGGAGGAUAACAGUAGAACAUAACAUGAUCGAGAUCCGGGCACUGACAGGUGCUGAUCAGGGCACCUACACAUGUCAAGCUGAUGAGAACGGACUCUCCAACUCUGACACCAUGUUCAUUAUGGUGAAGACUAUGCCGCGUAUUACACUGGACGACACUUUACGUAUUGGAGAGGGUGCUGAUGCUAGGUUAACAUGUAAAGUGACCUCAAACCCAACACCAGCCAUCUCCUGGAUCCGUAAUGGACAGACUAUCAACAACUCUGCUAAGUUCACUAUAGAUCAACCUAAUGAUGGUACUUCUAUCUUGGUCGUCAGCUCCGUCGACAAGGCGACUGAUAUCGGAAAGUACGCUUGUAAGGCUUCUAACGAACUCGCUACAAAACAGUCAGAGAUCGAUCUAGUUGUGGUGGCAGCAUGCGAGGUAAUGGACAUCCCUAAAGACGCAGAAGCAGACUACCAGACAACAGUGACAGUCUCCUGCACAGUGAACGCUUGUCCCACGGCCCAGUGGACCUGGAUGAAGGAUGGUCAGCUGAUCAACUUUGACGGCAGUAGGACCAUUGACAGGGGCAGCUCCAUCGAGUUACGACAAGUAGUACCAACAGACGGAGGUGAAUACUCCUGUACUGUGGACAGUAACAAUGGUCUUGAUAACAGAGGCACUUACAGCGCAACCAUCACAGUCACCGUCAAGGCUAAAAUAUACGGUUUCCCGAGUCUAAAGUCCUCUUCAAGGGUGGAGACACAGUAAAGAUGGACUGUUCAGCUCACGGAGAUGAUUCUCAGGGGUCGUUACUGGUGGAGUGGUACAAGUCUGGAGUGAG
This is a messenger RNA of Bolinopsis microptera, 2608 nucleotides long. RefSeq names its product hemicentin-1-like. Lineage: Eukaryota; Metazoa; Ctenophora; Tentaculata; Lobata; Bolinopsidae. Gene Ontology annotation, molecular function: axon guidance receptor activity. The record is from RefSeq and is a predicted model, not a curated record. Bases 100 to 2535 code for a protein of 811 amino acids. The transcript has 19 exons. Gene Ontology annotation, cellular component: neuronal cell body; plasma membrane; axon. Gene Ontology annotation, biological process: homophilic cell-cell adhesion; synapse organization.